Molecule: messenger RNA, 1500 nt
Organism: Panicum virgatum (switchgrass)
Lineage: Eukaryota; Viridiplantae; Streptophyta; Magnoliopsida; Poales; Poaceae
Product: putative cis-zeatin O-glucosyltransferase
Exons: 1
Coding region: 1-1422 (473 amino acids)
Molecular function (GO): UDP-glycosyltransferase activity
Source: RefSeq, a predicted model, not a curated record
AUGGAGUCCUCCGUCGCGGUCGUGGCGGUGCCGUUCCCGGCGCAGGGCCACCUCAACGCGCUGCUGCACCUGUCGCUGCAGCUUGCGUCGCGCGGCCUGCCCGUCCACUACGCGGCGCCCGCGGAGCACGCCCGCCAGGCCCGCGCGCGCGUGCACGGCUGGGGCGACGCCGCCCUCCGCCGCGUCCGGUUCCACGAGCUCCCCAUCGCCGCGUACGCCUCGCCGACCCCGGACGCCGCCGCCGGCGGCUCGGAGGCCUUCCCGUCCCACCUCAUGCCGCUGUGGGAGGCCUUCACGGCCGGCGCGCCCGCCCCGGUCGCGGCGCUCCUCGCCGCGCUCUCCGCCUCCCACCGCCGCGUCGUCGUCCUCUACGACAUGGCCAACGCCUUCGCCGCCGAGGAGGCCGCGCGGCUGCCCAACGGCGAGGGGUUCACGCUCGUCUGCACCUCCCUGUCGAGCCUCCUCUGGACGACGGACGCCGGGCGCCGCCUCCUUCUCGAGCGCGGCGUUGACUACGUCCCCGUGUACGCCUACGUGACGGAGGAGUUCUUGGAGUACGCGACCAAUCGGUUGAGAUCAGCGCAGACGAUACCGUCCAGCUCCGGCGUCCUCACCAACACGUGCCGCGCGGUCGAGGGUCCGUUCAUCGAUUUCUUCGCCGAGCAGAUGGCUCCUGCCGGCAAGAAGCUCUUCAACAUGGGCCCCUUGAACCCGCUGCUCGACGUCGACGUCGACGCGGCUUCAUCCGCCACGCACGGGAGCGACAAGCAGCGCCACGAGUGCCUGGAUUGGCUCGACAGACAGCCGCCGGCAUCUGUGCUCUACGUGUCGUUCGGCUCAACGUUGUCGCUGCGAGGCGAGCAGGUCGCGGAGCUCGCCGCGGCGCUGCGCGGCAGCCGGCGGCGGUUCAUCUGGGUGCUGCGCGACGCCGACCGCGGCAACGUGUUCGCGGACGGCGGCGAGGACGACCGGCACGCCGAGUUCGUGUCCGAGUUCACGGAGCAGGCCCAGGGCUGGGGGGUGGUGGUCACCGGAUGGGCGCCGCAGCUGGAGAUCCUGGCGCACGGCGCCACGGCGGCGUUCCUGAGCCACUGCGGCUGGAACUCGACCGUGGAGAGCUUGAGCCACGGGAAGCCCAUCCUGGCGUGGCCCAUGCACUCGGACCAGCCGCUGAACGCUGAGCUGGUGUGCAAGCACCUCAAGGCUGGCAUCCUGGUGAGGCCGAUGGAAAUGCAGAGGGAGGUGAUACCCAGGGCGACCAUACAGGAGGCAAUCGAGAAGAUGAUGAGCUCUGAUGAAGGACGCCAGGUCCAGCAGCGCGCGAUGGAGCUAGGCGAGGCCGUACGUUCAUCGGCGGCGGUAGGCGGAGCGUCGCACAAGGACCUUGAGGACUUCAUUGCUCACAUCACCAGGGUCCUCUGAGAGUGAUGGCUCGAAAACUGUUUUCAUAUUUCUAUAGAACCAUUUGUUUUUUAAUAAUGUGUGCCACUUUCAAGUGAA